AUGCCUCCUAUACCUCCCAGUAUAGCUAGGAAGCUCUCCCUCGCUAUCCUCAAUUCUAAUCCCACUACUGUCGUACAUCGAGCCCAGUUCAAAAGUCGUCCCAGCGUACUCUCUCUUGAUAAAGGAGCUAUUGAUGUAGGCCAGGAAGGUUCGCCGUCCACGAGCCUCUCUAGCACUGGCAAGUCAUCCACUCCCCCCAGAGUUGAGUCGACAGGGAAGACUUCACUUGAUUCGAAGUUUUCCAUGAAUUCAAAAGCAGCAUCACAGCACUCUUCUGAAAACAAGAAGCUGGCUGAGAAGAAACUCGCCGAAGGUGGAGGAGGCUCGAACGAGAAUUCGCUUACUCCGAUUGCUGAAGUCGAGAUGUUGGAUCCAGAACCAGUACCAACUGUCGUCACAGUCGAAAAAGCAGCCGCAGCCAAGAUAUUUUUCGAGUGCCAUUACAACAAAGUAGCAUCGGGUGAACCGACGCCUCGUUCUCUACGUCGCCUGCAACUCGAGGCUGCCCUGCACGAGAAUAUCACUUGCUCUCCAGCUGAGAAGGAUGAGCAGCGCCGAGCUUGGUUAAGAGAAGAAAGUAACCAUCUUCGAGAGACUAGAGUCAUGAAAGUACGUGGUGCGAACGCAUUGAAGGGGAAAGAUAUCACCUCUUCUAGUUUCGAGACGGUCAAAAUUCUAGGAAAAGGAAGCUUUGGCGUUGUUCGACUCGUAAGGGAGAAGUCAGAGAAUGGCAAUGAAAAAAAGAAAGAGAUCUACGCUAUGAAAGUCAUUCGCAAGUCUGAUAUGCUCCGAAAUAGCCAAGAAGGCCAUCUGCGUGCUGAACGUGACUUUCUGGUCGCUGCUGAAGGUUCUCGAUGGGUUAUCCCCCUCAUUGCGAGCUUUCAAGAUCUUAAUAACCUCUAUCUGGUGAUGGAUUAUAUGCCUGGUGGUGACUUCCUCGGCCUUCUCAUCCGUGACAAUGUUCUUUCGGAAUCUGUCGCGAAAUGGUACGUUGCCGAAAUGAUCCUUUGCAUUGAGGAAGCGCAUUCCCUCCGUUGGAUCCACCGCGAUGUCAAGCCCGAUAACUUCCUCAUCUCUGCUUCGGGUCACUUGAAGAUUUCGGACUUUGGUCUUGCUUUUGACGGGCAUUGGUCCCAUGACCAAGCUUAUUUCAAUAACCAUAGACAUUCUCUUCUCACCAAACUUGGCAUCAACGUCGAAGGCGACUCAAUUGACAAGAAGGAAGGUAGAAGUAUUGCCGCAGCCAUGAAGCUUGCGCACGUCCUCAUGGGUACCAAAGAUCGGCACGCGCGAGACUCUACCAGCAAUUCCGAGUACGAGGGAGUUCUCAAUUGGCGAAAUCGGAAAGGUAAUCGGACUCUUGCCCGAUCCGUAGUUGGGACCAGCCAAUAUAUGGCACCAGAGGUCGUGCGUGGUGAGCUCUACGACGCUCGUUGCGACUGGUGGAGUGUGGCAAUCAUUCUAUACGAAUGCCUGUAUGGCCAUACGCCUUUCCUCGCGGAGGAAGGUGGGAGGCAACAGACCAAGAUGAAUAUACUGAGCCACAAGACGACGUUUGCCUUCCCUUCCAAGCCAGCCAUCAGCAGGAGAUGUCAAGAUCUCAUCCGAAGUAUAAUUCAAGAGAAGGACCAUCGCCUUUGUUCCAAGCGUUACAAGACCAAAGAUCAUAGCUCUGGCUCUCGUCACAACCAAGACGUCGCUGGUCGUUGCGUGUAUCCUGACGAUGCCGAGGAAAUCAAGGCUCACAAGUGGUUCCGAGACAUCCCGUGGGAUCGAAUGCACACGAUGGUCCCCCCUUUUGUUCCUAAUAUCAAAUCCACCGACGACACACACUACUUUGAUGAAGAGGAUUCCAUAUCAGACUUUUCGGCGUCCAUUCCCCGUGCCCCGCCAACGACAGAAGAGAUUGCCGAUGCCUUGAAGAAGUUCAACCGGGAGCUUCAAAUUCUUGCGACGGGCUUCAUUGAACGACCAUACGAUUCGAUGAAGUUGAGAAAGGUUGAAAGAGAAAUCGAUGCAUUCAAUGUCUCAGACGAGCAGAAGAAUUAUUUGAAGGGAUUUGUGAAGCGGUAUGGACGCAAAGAAAAGAAGAGACCUCGAGACAGGCUAUUACGGGAUCGUGACUUCGCACCAAAAGUGUUGGAGCUACGGAAGAGAGGGGCGUUCCUCGGAUACACGUAUAGGAGGAUCCGGUUUAGAAAGGAGAGUUUUGCCAGGGCCGGGGGAGUUGUUGUCAGCACCCCUGGAAAGAGGAACGGGUGGUACCGUGCAAGACUGAGCAUCCAUUGACAGAUGGGAUAGAGGUAAUCGUAGGUGGGAACGGCUCGAUUGGUCCAAUCAAUCAAUAUUCUUUCGCUCUCUUAGAGUUUUCAUUUGUGCGGGGGAGGGUGUGGGCAACUGCAGAGAUGUCAUUGUGUAGUGCAAAACUCGGACACUUGUCAGGCCAACCAAUCCAUUGGUUUGUUUCUAAGUCUACAGGUU
Messenger RNA from Amorphotheca resinae ATCC 22711, 2481 nucleotides. RefSeq lists its product as hypothetical. The transcript has 6 exons. The coding region runs from base 1 to 2289 and encodes 762 amino acids. Lineage: Eukaryota; Fungi; Ascomycota; Leotiomycetes; Helotiales; Amorphothecaceae. The record is from RefSeq and is a predicted model, not a curated record. Gene Ontology annotation, molecular function: ATP binding; protein serine/threonine kinase activity. Gene Ontology annotation, biological process: intracellular signal transduction; peptidyl-serine phosphorylation.